Emericellopsis cladophorae is the source of this 576-nucleotide messenger RNA. RefSeq lists its product as uncharacterized. Lineage: Eukaryota; Fungi; Ascomycota; Sordariomycetes; Hypocreales; Bionectriaceae. Gene Ontology annotation, biological process: nucleoside metabolic process. Bases 1 to 576 code for a protein of 191 amino acids. Gene Ontology annotation, molecular function: catalytic activity. The record is from RefSeq and is a predicted model, not a curated record. The transcript is spliced from 4 exons.
AUGGAGGCCGCCGGGAUGAUGGACUGGCAGUGCCUGCCGAUUCGCGGUAUUUGCGACUACGCGGACUCUCACAAGAACAAGCACUGGCAGGGCUACGUAGCUGCGACCGCGGCCGCUUACGCGAGGGAGCUACUGGAAGCCCUCCCCGUCGCGCGUGUAGAGUCCGGUCGCGCUGCCUCGUGGCUCACAGCAGCGAGCCAGCCCAAGCCAUCGCAGAACCUCGGCUUCCUGUGGAUGCGGGGAAAGCGCUCCUUUACCUCCUUUAUCGACGCCCUCGACGAGUGCGACGAGCAGGAAGUGCGGGAUAUGGUCGAGUUUUUCGAGGACCUGGCCGAGAUAACCACCGAAGGUAGCAUCCAGUUCCGCGUCUGCUUCUCGAGCCGGCCCUACCCGUACAUUGACAUACACCGGGGAGCUCUGCUCGUUCUCGAGGAUGAAUCGGGACAUGGAGAUGACCUUGCCGAGAGCAUCUUGGCGCGUGAUGAGAAGGAACCGGAACGACUGCUGAUCUGCAUUCUCUGGGUGCUCUGCGCAAAACGGCCUCUGAGUCCAGGCGAGUUCCGCCACGCCGUGUGA